Molecule: messenger RNA, 732 nt
Organism: Amblyraja radiata (thorny skate)
Lineage: Eukaryota; Metazoa; Chordata; Chondrichthyes; Rajiformes; Rajidae
Product: E3 ubiquitin-protein ligase TRIM39-like
Exons: 4
Coding region: 1-732 (243 amino acids)
Molecular function (GO): protein binding
Source: RefSeq, a predicted model, not a curated record
AUGUGUUUAUCCCGCUCGCACUUAAAUGAGGAAGCUGGUCGCAAGCAAAGAGUUCGUUAUGAAGCCAAACUACUGUCGGUGGUAGAUGAUUACUUGCUGAUUGAAAAAUUUGAAAAUCCUUUUUUGUACAACACGGUAUUGGCAGAAACACCUGAUGCCAUCAAGCCAGUCUCCGUCACCCUGGAUGUGGAAACAGCGCAUCCGCUGCUCGAGGUGUCUGAGGAUCGAAAGAGGGUGAGACUGCGCGGGACUCGGAGGAGUCUCCCUGGCACCGGGAAAAGGUUUACAGGCUGGCGGUGUGCGCUGGGAUCGGAGGGAUUCACAUCGGGGAGACAUUACUGGGAGGUGGAGGUGGCGGGGAGUCGGCGCUGGAGUCUGGGAGUCGCCGCAGAAUCUGUGGAGAGGAAGAAACGGGCCACACUGACCCCGGAGACUGGAGUCUGGAGCAUCGGGCGGUGGGGUGACGGGUUUGUUGCAUUCGCCUCACUUCCAUCCCAUCUUCCCGCCCGUUCCAUCCCCGGGAGGGUGGGGAUUUAUCUCAGUUACGAGUCCGGGACAGUUUCAUUUUACGACGCGGACACCAAGUCCCAUCUCCACACCUUCACUAGGAAUAAAUUCACGGAGAAACUGUAUCCUUUCUUCGAGCCUUGGCAUGAAGACCAGUGGCUGAGUAUCUGCUCCGUUUCCGCUCCGGGUGUGCAACACUGUCAAAUUGAACAAACAAACGUUUGA